AUGGCAUCACCGGAAGCUGUCCCAGCGGCCGCCGCCCCCAAGAACGGCAACGACUCCCCGGCCAAGCGGAGUAUCGAGAGGAAGCCGGUUGCAGCAGGGCAGCCGACAUCCCCGCCCCGGGCGACGAAACCGGAGUCGUCAGCACCCGCUCCAGAUACAGCAGCAAAGUUGGAGGCCGCAGCGAUCACAGGCGAUGACGGCGUCAACCCCCUCGACUUUGAGGGCUCGGUCGAAACCAACCACGACCUCCCCACUCUGGAAACCAUCCGCAAAAUCGACAACUACACGGUGCUGGACCGCGAUGGCAAAUCGCACACCUUUCGGAGUUUAACUGCCAACAAUACCUACGCACGCUCUCCGAAUCCAUCACCCCGCCUUCCCUCCUCGCCCUCCCCCACUCCACCUUCAUCUGCGUCAUCGGGUGCGGCGACCCGGCCCUCAUCAACAUGUACGCCGACGCCUCCGCCUGCCCCUUCCCUCAUCUACGCGGACCCCACGCGGCGCCUGUACGCCGAGCUGGGCAUGGUGCGCACGCUGGCGCUGGGCGCCCGCCCCGCGUAUAUGAAGACGCAUCUGCUCAAGAGCAGUGCGCUCAGUGUGGUGCAGGGGCUGAAGCAGAUUGGGAAGGGGCUGGCGUUGAAGGGGGGGGAUGGGAAGCAGGUGGGCGGGGAGUUUUUGUUUGAGCCUGUGGAGGUGGAGGGUGGGGGAGGGGGGGAAGAAGAGGAUGGUGGUGGCGUCGACGCCGGGUGGGGGUCGAGCCGCCGAAGGCGUGGGCCGAGGAUGGUGGUGAGGGGGAGGGGAAGGGGGGGCGGUCGGAGACGAGUUUGGACGGGAAGGGGGAGCCGGAUGCGGAAGGGGAGGAUAAGGUUGUUACGUGGUGCCAUCUUCUGUAGUGAGCGAUGGUUGCGUCGCGGCGGCCACGGUCGUACAGGCACUCCCGACCUCUACGGCAUGGGCAUCCGCGUUUCAUUCUACCUCCUGUGGUUUUUUGUUCUCAUCGGAGAGCGGUGCCACGAACAUCACGCCCAAGUCCCCCGGGUUGUCGAGUUGGUCCUCGCCUAUGCCGUCUUUCUCGGCUUGGCCAUGGCGGCCUCGGGUGGGUAUCUCUUUGCCGCCGAAGUGUAUAUCGCCCUGCUUCUAAUCUCGACCACGGUGUAUCUCCUCGUUCCCCGCCACACCACGGACCUAGUCGCGUGGAUCCGCCCAGAUCUUGGGCUCGGCACCCAACGUGGCAGAUUCGGCUUUAUUGCAGCUGCUCGCUGUCUCUUCGUUCUCGCGGUCAUCAGCUUGCACAUGUGGUUCUGGGGAACUGGUGUUGGUUCUGAAUCCAUCGACCGAAAUCUGAGAGACCAGGGCGGGUGUUGUCCGUGUGAACUCCCGCAACAGGUCGGUUUUGCUUUUGGGCCGGUGGAGAUGCAUAGCGGCGGGUUUCGGGCCAUGAACGUUCUUUUGAUGUUAGCGCUGCUCGCUGGGGGGGUGGUUAUUGGCGCGAUGAAGGCGGGACUGAUCAGGAGAAAGAAGUCGAGGCGGCAAAGGAGAGCUAACGAAAGCUACAUCGGCAGUGGUGGUGUUGGCAGUGGCAGCAAUGGCGGCAGCAGCAGCUCGGGCGCAGUCUCUUGUAACCCAUCUUCGUCUUCUGGUGGCUGGAGUGGCGUUGUAAGAUACUCGAGACCAUGGGCUCCUCCUUCUUCACGUCCAUUUUAUCCACCUCCUGUGCAGGCUUUUACUCCUGUCUCGGCCCCCUAUCCUCCCCCUCCUACGGCGAAGUCUGGCACAUCCAGUUCAAAUCAAGGCUCUGCUGUUUCUCAGAACUCCGACUCUGGUUCACAUCCCCCAGAUCCUCUUGACAACCUUACAUGCAAGCCUCCUCCUCGCACUCCGCCAGAACCACCCCAGCCUCCUGCAGCAGUGGUGGCAGAACCCGAGGCUACAGAGGCUAGUUUACCUCCAAAGCCUAGGAUUAUUGAUAAUGGUGUGGUGACUUGCAAGAGAUCCACCACGCUCCACAAGAGCGCCACGCUGCGACUAGCCCAGACGCACGCCGACCUCACGCGCCAGCUGACGCGGUCGCUCACGGAUGGGGGCGCCGACGCGGCCUUCCUCGACGAGACAGAGACGCGCAUCAAGAAGCUGGCGCAGCCGCUCGCCAAGUUCCGCAUCCGCUCGCAGCAGCGCGGUGCUGAUGGGGUGCUGCGCAGCGAGGAAGAUGCUGUGGGUGAGCUGAUCGCCCGCGCGGAGGCGCAGGUGAGUGUGUUUGAGACCGAGGUGGCCGGGUUGUGGGCGGAGUGGACGGCUGCGGAGGGUGAGGUGAAGGAGUUGUUGAAGGGGGUUGUGUCGUUUGCUGGUGUUUCUGGGGGAGGGAAAGGGGAAGGUGGGGGGGGGAUUGGCGGAGCGGAUGGGGGCGAUGAAGGGGAGGUGAUGGUGAAGCGGUUUAGGGAGGCAAUUGAGCGGGAGAUUGCAGAGGCUGAGGAGGAGGUGGCUGAAAUUGGGGAGGAGGCAGUAGGGGUGAUGAAAGAUAUUGAGAAGUCCAUUGACGAGCCGUGA
Chaetomium globosum CBS 148.51 is the source of this 2544-nucleotide messenger RNA. RefSeq lists its product as uncharacterized. The transcript has 10 exons. Lineage: Eukaryota; Fungi; Ascomycota; Sordariomycetes; Sordariales; Chaetomiaceae. The record is from RefSeq and is a predicted model, not a curated record. The coding region runs from base 1 to 2544 and encodes 847 amino acids.